AUGGUCUACAGGCACAGUUCCUGGGUCUACAUCCUCAUUGCCUGGGACUACAGCCUCAGUCCCCUAGGGUUCAGAGCUUCAGUCCUGGGUCCCACAGCCUCAUCCUGUCUAAAGCCCAUCCCUGGGUGUAGAGGCUCAGUCAGUGCCUACAGCCUCAGAGCCUCAUUCUGGGUCUACAGCACAGUCCCUGGAUCACAGCCUCAGUCCGGGGUCUACAGCCUAAGUCUGGGUCUACAAGCUCAGUCCUGGGGUCUACGCCUCAUUCCUGGGUCUACAGGCUCAGUCCUGGUUCUACAGCCCCCAUCCGAGGGUCUAGAGCCUCAGUCCCUGUUCUACAGGCUCAGUCCUGGGAUACAGCCUCAGUCCUGGUCUACAGCCUCAGUCCUCUGGGUUCUAACACUUCAGUCCUGGGUCCACAGCGCAAUCCUGGGUCUAAAGCCUCAGUCCUGGGACCUAACAGCCUCAGCCCUGGGUUCUAGCGAGCCUCAGUCCUGGGUCUUACACGCCUUAGUCCCCUCGGGUCUACGCCUCAGUCCUGGUCUGCCAGCCUCACCUCAGUCCCUGGUUCCUAGAGCCUCCAGUCCUGGGUCUACAGACGUCAGUCCUGGGAUAACAGCCUCAUCCCUGGUCCCACAGCCACAGUCCGGGUCUACAGCUCAGAUCCUGGACUACUGCCUCAGUCCUGGGUCCACAGCCUCUUCCUGGAUCUACAAAGCCUCAGACUCCUGGGGUCACAGCCUCAGUCCUAGCCUCAGCCCUGGGUCUAAAACCUCAGUUCUGGGUCGAUACAACCUCAGCCCUGGUCUCUACCUCAGUCCUGGGUCCAGACAUCAGUUCCUGGGUCCCACAGCCUCAAUCCUGGGUCUUAAAGCUCAGUCCUGGGUCUACAACCUCAGCCCUGGGUCUACAGCCUCAGUCCUGGUCCAGAGCGGGGUUAGGGUAAUGGUCCUAGGCCCUCCCACACCUAACCCUAACCCCCAAUGGAGAUCCCAGGCCGCCCCCACGCCGCACAUAGCCCCCCAGGAGGUCAGCGGCUUCUCCACACCUAACCUUAACCCAUGGAGAAUCCAAGGCCGCCCCCCACGCCUGCACAUCAGCCCCCUGGAGUCCCAGGGCUUUCUCCACACCUAA
Molecule: messenger RNA, 1131 nt
Organism: Knipowitschia caucasica
Lineage: Eukaryota; Metazoa; Chordata; Actinopteri; Gobiiformes; Gobiidae
Source: the annotation of a GenBank genome assembly